Anguilla rostrata (American eel) is the source of this 3312-nucleotide messenger RNA. Its product is annotated as transcription factor Maf-like. Gene Ontology annotation, molecular function: DNA-binding transcription factor activity, RNA polymerase II-specific; RNA polymerase II cis-regulatory region sequence-specific DNA binding. Bases 451 to 1860 code for a protein of 469 amino acids. The record is from RefSeq and is a predicted model, not a curated record. Gene Ontology annotation, biological process: regulation of transcription by RNA polymerase II. Lineage: Eukaryota; Metazoa; Chordata; Actinopteri; Anguilliformes; Anguillidae. The transcript has 4 exons. Gene Ontology annotation, cellular component: nucleus.
CUGUGGGGUGCUGGGCUGUUCUGUGGGGUGAGGGGCUGUUCUGUGGGGUGCUGGGCUGUUCUGUGGGGUGAGGAGGGAGUGACACGAUGCCAUUUAAUCAGUUUCUGCUUUUGUGCAGUCAACUAUGGGAUAACUCUUCUGGCGGACACAGGCGAUAUUUGUUUGUGUGUAUAAAACCUGCAGCAAGUUUUUGUAUGUAUCAGGCCAGCCAGCUAGUGACAGCAAGCUAGGUAGUGUCAAAGACCAAUAAGGGAACAUAUUUUUGUGCUAGUGUUUCUCUAUAGGAAUGGACAAAAAGUUGUUUAAAUUCAUUAUUCCCCUCUCUCUCUCUCUCUCUCUCUCUCUCUCUCUCAUGCAGAUUUAAGGGUAGGAGGAGACCUUGAAGACCUUACCAGACACACAGCCCCCUCUGGUGCUGACACACACACACACACACACACACCCUUCACCAUGUCCUCUCCCUCCCUGCUCCUCCCCUUCCUGACCCCCUGCCCCUUGGCCAUGGAGUACCUGAAAGAUUUCGACCUGCUCAAAUUCGAGGUCAAACCAGACAUCGCCACUAACCCAGCCCCCAGCCCCCUCCCUAAACCCACUCCUCACCCCUCCUCCAGCCCUUGCUCCACCCACCUGCUCCAGGACUCCACCCACCCUUCCACUGACACUGCCCACCCCCACCAAGACUCCGCCUACCCUUGCCCUGACCCCGCCCACCCCUACCAGGACUCCGCCCACCAGCUCCAGACCUCCAGCCCCAACACUUCCCUGCCUCCCUCCCCAACACUAAGUGAAACCCAGCCCCAUCCCACUUCCUCCUCCUGCCUCUCCUCCUCCUCCUCCUCCUCCUCGUCUUCCUCUCUCACCUUGUCUCACUCCACCCCCAGCACCUUCCCUGGGGCGUGCAGCCCCGCCCCUGGCCCCGCCCCUAGCCCCGCCUCCCUGGAGGAGCUGAUUUGGCUGGCGGCGGUGCAGCAGCAGUUUGGGGGUGUGGAGAGCGGGGUUGGGGAGCGGGCGGACCGAGAGAGGGGGGCAGCGGCAGAGUUUCUGGGGUUCGAGGACCCUGUGGAGGCCCUGUUCAACUCUGCUGCUGCUGCAGUCAGCUCCCAGAGCUCCAGCUCCAGUCAGCAGGACUGUGACAGUGCCGGAGGAGGUGACUCCUGCUCAGAAGCUGCAGACCUGUAUGACCUCCAGCACGUGCUCCUCCUCCCCCCAAGCUCCGCCCCCUCACCUAACCCCCCAGGCUCUGCCCCCUGCCCACACCACCCAAACGCCCAGAGCCAGCUCCACCACCUCCAUCAUCAUCUGCAGCACCCCCAUCACCAUCUUCAUCAUCAUAAUCAUCAUCAUCAUGAUCAUCACCAGCAUCUUCAUCUGCAGUGCCGGCCCGAGGAGCGCCUGCGCCUGUCGGACGAGCAGCUGGUGGGCCUGUCGGACGAGCAGCCGGCGGGCCUGUCGGACGAGCAGCUGGCGGGCCUGUCGGACGAGCAGCCGGCGGGCCUGUCGGACGAGCAGCUGGCGGGCCUGUCGGCGCGGGAGCUGAACCGGCGCCUGCGGGGCGUGGCCCGGGAUGAGGCACGGCGGCUCAAGCAGAAGCGCCGCACGCUGAAGAACCGCGGCUACGCCCAGCGCUGCCGCCGCAGGCGCCUGCAGCACCGCCACGCCCUGGAGUCCGCCCGACACGCCCUCACCUGGCAGCUGGAGCAGCUGCAGCGGGAGCUCUCUCGGGUCCUGAGGGAACGGGACGCCUACAAAACUCGCUACGAGGAGCUCGUGAGCGCCACCGAGGCCCGGCCCGCCCGCUCGCUCUGCCCCCCUCCCUCCUCCGCCCCCGACUGCUUCCUGCGACGACAGGAAGUGGCAUGAGAACAAACAGAGGUGGGCGGGGCCGAGAGAGGCGACAUCGUCAUUAGCGCCGUUGACCACUGGACCAGGCGGAAGGCUGGAAAGCUGAAAUUAAAAGAAUACAUUUUUAUUUUUAUUUUUAUGAAAUCACUAACGAUUACGAGUGUUACAUCUGUGGCAUCAGGGCUCGCAAUCGGGGUUAAAUUUUCAGAGACGUCAGUUCGAAAUCACUGUGAAUUUUUUGUUGUUGUUGCAAAUAGUGAAGGUUUGAAUCUUGAAAGCUGUCAGAGUCCUGUCACUCUGCCACUGCUUCCUGUGUGACAUCACUGGCCCUCCUGUGACGUCAUCACCAGCCGUGGUUGUCGGAAACUGUGAAAACAGGAUGCAACGGGAAUGGCAGAUUGAGUCAGGCUUAACGAUAAUGAGAAACCAGGGUGAAAGCAUGAUAGCGGUGAUAAUUAAACAGGGGUGUAAUCAUUAGCCUGAAGGGGAAAUCAAGACAUCAUUAAAAGUGAUGGUAAGUGUGGGGUACGCUCUCAAAAGUAAGGGUUUCAAAAGGCUCCUCUGUGUCUCCAUAGAGGAACCCUGUCUAGUUCAAGGGUUCUUAGUCCAGCGAAACGGUUCGAUGUGGCAGCUUUCACACUUCUCACCUCCCAUGCAGGGUUCCGUGAAGAACUGAAAAGGGGUUCCCCCCAUAAGCCGAGGAACCCCUUCAGAACAGUUAUUUUCUUGUCCUCUAGCAGGGAGUCUAGCGGGGGAGGAGAGGGUGAUGGUGUUAAAGUACAGCACAGUCACCGCCGAAGCCCGGACGGACUUGAGAAAAAAAGUUCAGGGACGCAGAUGGCGCAGGCGUGCUGAAUCACGGCUCUCCGGACGCGAGAAUCCCACUGUCGCCCCUGAGCAGGGCAGGCGAGUGGAGGGGCGUAGCGGCAUCGCGUAGCGACAUCCAUGAUUUUAACAUGAAUGUUUAGCUUUUUUUUUUACGGGGAUCUACACAGAGUAAAGACACCACGCUGAAGGACGUGUUCAUCUGUAAUCGCAGCCACGAAUCACAGGGAACCUGUGGGUACCUGUUACGCUCUCUGAGAGAGACUAAGAGGGAGUGCCAAGGGGCUUUUCCACGAGGCCAGAGUCUGUAAAGAUGUUAUAAUGUUCAAAGAAUAUGACCUUCUGGACCACCUUAUGAGGCCAAAGGUGAGAGGUUCUCAGCAGCCACCCUCCCCACCUCACAAAAUAAAAGCUACGAAGGUGAACAAACAAUUAUUAGUUAGUCUCUGGUACAGGACAGGCAGACAAGCCCCGCCCCUCUGAACCAGUGGCCUGACUGUGGGAGGAGCCAAGAGUGAGGUCUGCAAAUGAGCUUGUAUGAAUAUGAAUAACACGUUUGGUGAGGUUGGAUUCUCAGCCUUGUGAUGGUGUGUGUGUGAAGAAUAUGCCGUGCUGCCCCCUAGUGGAAGGAGGACAAUCAGUCAG